This is a messenger RNA of Agelaius phoeniceus (red-winged blackbird), 1150 nucleotides long. Lineage: Eukaryota; Metazoa; Chordata; Aves; Passeriformes; Icteridae. The record is from RefSeq and is a predicted model, not a curated record.
AACUACCUUGAAUUUCCUACUUUUCUGAGUUUUCCAAGCUGGUGGCAAUGGCAAAUUAUCUUGGAGUUACCUCAGCAGUGUCUUUCAUCUGGGUUAUGACAUUCCUGGCUCAAAAUUACUUUGUAACAGGUUCCAUUAAUUCACCUUGCAGGAUCAAGGGUAUAGGACUUUAUCUUGAUCAGAAAGUGAAUUUCUCAGAAGCAAGUCAUGGAUGUAAUCAAUUCAACCUAGAGCUGGCAAGUAAAAUACAAGUGGAAGAGGCUUUGAAACAUGGCUUUGAAACAUGCAACUUUGGAUGGGUGAAAGAAGGAUUUGCUGUUAUUCCUCGGAUAACAUCCAACCAGAAAUGUGGUCAGGGAAAAACUGGAAUAGCACAAUGGAAUGCUGGCAAGGAACAAAAAUUUCAUCUCUACUGCUUCAAUUCCUCAGAUGUCCAGAUUAAUUCCUGUCAACCAGACCCAACUACACCUCCUUUAUCAACUGCAUCAAGAGAUUUAACUGCAUAUUCAGCCUCUGAUUUGACUGAGAACAUCACAGCAGUGUCUGCUGGGACAGUGACUGAGGCAGGACAAUUGCUGAGAAAGAGAUUUCGUGUGGUGUGCGUAACUGAAACGCUCUCACCAACAGAGGGGCCCACCACCACAGCAGUGCCAGAGGAGCACUCCCUCACCUACUCUCCCAAGCUCACUCCCCACCUGGCCUUUAAGAAUGAUGCUGUUGUUUUUGGAGGUAUCCCCACUGCACUUCUUGUACUGGCAAUCAUCUUCUUCAUUAUUUCUGUUGUUCUAGCAGUCUGUUAUAUCAAAAAGUACAAGAAAACCUUACCAUUUUUAAACAAGAAGCAGCAAAAAGAAACAGUUGUAACUACUGCUCUCAAAGAGACAAAAUCAAAUGACCAAACACCUGAGAAGGAAACACAGAAUAAUGGAAAUAAGGUAGAAGAAUGUAAAACUAAGCCUGAGGCCACAGUAAAAUGUCUAGAAGCAGAAGUUUAAAGGAAAGAAUGUACAGUUCUUGAUGGAAGUAUAAAGUAAAGCACACAGAACUUAGGAGUGCUUUUAAACAUAAGUGAUUGUAAAUACUCAUAUUUUCUCCAUCUUUAACAUAUGAAACCUUGUUUUUUAAUGAUUACAUCUUUGGCAACAAAUAU